Messenger RNA from Zeugodacus cucurbitae (melon fly), 1741 nucleotides. RefSeq names its product beta-Tubulin at 65B (gene betaTub65B). Gene Ontology annotation, biological process: microtubule cytoskeleton organization; mitotic cell cycle. Gene Ontology annotation, molecular function: GTPase activity; GTP binding; structural constituent of cytoskeleton. The transcript has 2 exons. The record is from RefSeq and is a predicted model, not a curated record. Lineage: Eukaryota; Metazoa; Arthropoda; Insecta; Diptera; Tephritidae. Gene Ontology annotation, cellular component: microtubule; cytoplasm. Bases 171 to 1520 code for a protein of 449 amino acids.
CACAUUGCAAAUGACAGGCACAGAUAUUCAAAACACAAUUUUAGAAAAAUUAAUAAAAUGUACACAAAUAAUAAAUUUUGUUAAAAUAAUUACAAAAAAAUACAUAUUUCCAAAAUUACUUGUAAAAAAAUUAACGUUUCGGGAUUAAAAAAGGUUUAUAGGAUUUAAAAAUGCGCGAAAUUAUUACUAUCCAAAUUGGUGCAAGCGGAAAUUCUAUAGGUGAUGCUUUCUGGCAUGUGAUUUCUCAUGAGCAUGGCGUAGACUAUGCAUCUGGACGGUUUCAGGGGACCAGCGCUUUACAAUUGGAACGUAUCAACGUUUUCUUUAACGCCACCGCAAGUAAACGUUUUUAUGCACGCGCUAUUUGUGUAGAUACGGAGGCGACAACUAUUGAAAAUCUUCACAAGCGUUCUUCGCUGUACAGACCCGAGAAUUUCGUGGCUGGCACUGACAGUGCCGGAAACAACUUUGCGCGAGGUUACCACACGGACGGUGCAGAAAUUCUGGACGCUGUCCUAAAUUCUAUACGACGUGAAGCCGAAUCUGUGGACUCCUUGCAAGGUUUCCAAAUACUACACUCUAUUGGUGGUGGUACUGGUUCCGGUUUAACUGCUCUAGUAAUGAACGCACUUGUGGAUGAAUAUCCCGAUAAUCUAAUAUCGAAUUAUGUUUCAAUACCUUCACCUCAAAUGUCUCAAGUAGUUGUUGAACCUUACAAUGCCUUGCUGAGCAUGCCAUCGUUAAUACACAAUUCUCAUUUAACAUUUUGCCUGGACAAUGAGGCGCUUUUUCAAAUUGUUUCACGAAAUUUGAAAAUGGCUGUUAGUGGUUAUGAACACAUCAAUCAUAUCGUGGCACUUACUAUGUCAGGCAUAACUACCUGCUUGCGGUUUCCAGGUCAACUAAAUGCUGGACUCCGCAAACUCUACGUUAACAUGGUACCAUUUCCCCAAUUACAUUUCCUCAUACCGGGUUUUGCGCCACUUAUUAGUUGCAAACAAAAAGAGUUUUCCCAGGGUACUGUCGCCGAAUUGGUACAACAAAUAUUCUCAUCCAACAAUUUAUUAUGUGCUGUUGAUUUGCGACAUGGAAAGCUUUUAACUGCGGCUGGUAUUUUUCGUGGUCGCAUGUCUCCACGUGAGGUGGAUCAAUUGAUGACCAAUGUACGUAAUAAAAACUUGAGCAGUUUCGUAGAAUGGAUACCCAAUAAUAUAAAGACUGCCAUAUGUGAUAUACCACCAAGAGGGCUUAAGAUGUCCGCAACUUUCAUUGGCAACACUUCAGCAAUAUAUAAACUCUUGCAACGUAUUUUAGAUGGCAGCGGCAUAAUGUUGAGACGCAAAGCUCAUUUACAUUGGUAUACGGGGGAAGGAAUGGAAGAGCAAGAGUUCAUUGAUGCUCAACAUGAUCUGCAAGAUACGCUUGAUUUGUAUAAGCAGAGUGGAGAAGAAGUACCGGAAGGUGAAACUGUAGAAGCCAAUUCGUGUGCACCUUGUAAUGAGACUAACGAUUUAAAGUGAGAAGCAAAAAAAAACAAAUCAAGUAAACAAGCAAAAAUAUUUUAUUUACAAAAAUUCAGCAUUUUGUUACCAAAAAAUUAAAAAUAUCGUAUGCUUUAAUAAUUGCUUCUCCUUAGCAGCCAUGAAAUAGGACGUAAUUAACUUAACUUAUAAUACCGGUUUUGAGUAAUAAAGAAAGUCAGGGGUAAUUUAUAUUGUUAAAUUUGACAAAAUUAUGUGAA